Messenger RNA from Eurytemora carolleeae, 4920 nucleotides. Its product is annotated as intron-binding protein aquarius. Gene Ontology annotation, cellular component: catalytic step 2 spliceosome. Gene Ontology annotation, molecular function: mRNA binding; helicase activity. The transcript has 11 exons. Gene Ontology annotation, biological process: mRNA splicing, via spliceosome. The record is from RefSeq and is a predicted model, not a curated record. Bases 267 to 4832 code for a protein of 1521 amino acids. NCBI's taxonomy places the organism in Eukaryota, Metazoa, Arthropoda, Copepoda, Calanoida, Temoridae.
CCCCCCCUUCGUCUUUUAUCUAGGAAUAAAAGAAAAUCGAAAAUUUCUGUCCAAAUUCGUAUUCUAGUCCCGAUUGAGUCAUGUUCAAACGUAUUGUUUUUCAUAUUUAUUAUUAUUUAAUUAUUUUUUUUAACAUAACUUGUAUUAUUUUUAAACCUACCCUUCUCUGCACCAGUCGAUACACUUUUUUAAACUAAUACUUAUUUAUGAAAUCAAACCAAAGAACUCGUCUCACGUUUCAGAGAUAAAUCUUCUUGAAGUCAAUCAUGAGUCAAGGAGGAGGUGAUGGUGGUGGAGGACGAGGUCGAGGCCGAGGGUUCGGUCACAAAGGAGCGGAUAGUUGGGCUAUGCCACGACGUGGGGGACGAGGAGGAUUUAAGGCUGCUCUGUCUAAUCCUCAUGGUGCAGAUCUGACCAAGUAUAUGAAGAGAGGAGCUCCCAAACCAGAUUUCAAGCGGUCUAGAGCACCUGAACCUACAGUGGAUCAAAUACAGGCGGAUAAUCUGACAGCGCUGGCAAAAACGUACUGGGCUCCGCAUACCUCCAAGAACCAUGUUGAUUAUAACCCCGAUGUGGUAGAAGAGAUUUAUAAAAACGACAUCAAGGGCCCCGGGUUCGCAAUCAAGAGGAUUAUGAUGCUCGAGUUCUCACAGUUCCUGGAAAACUAUCUCUGGCCGAACUUCAAGGCUGAAACCUCGACCCUGGCGCACAUCAUGUCGAUCAUCGUUAUUGUGAACGAGAAGUUCCGUGAGAGAGUUCCUGCCUGGACAGCGUUCCAAUACAGACCGGACGAGUUCUCCGGGUUCUUCCAUGCAGUGCUGAAGUGGACGGUUGCUCCUCCCGAUCAAAUCUCAAUUCUGGAGCAAACUAAACUCCUCAUAUUCCUGGACCACUGUUUCACGAGUAUGGAGGUGGAUCUGGUGAGAGUUCAAGUACAAAGGUUGGUUUCUCUACCAAUGUGGAUUUGUCUCCUGGAUUCAAGACGAGAAGCAGAACUCAAGGCAAUCCCUAAAUGGAAGAAGUACUGGAAGUUACUGCAGAAGAAGGACAGUAAGGAGGAUGACGAAACUAAGGAUAAACUACAGUUUGAGAGAAGGUUUCUCAGGAACUUGAUAAACAAGUACUACACCAUCCUGUACGCUAUACAGGAGAAGGAGUGUCCUGAGGAGAAUGUUGAAUAUGUUGAAAGAUUCUUAAUUCUAAUCAUUGAUCUUGAAGCUCUACUGCCCACCAGGAGGUUUUUCAACACUGUGUUGGAUGACAGUCAUCUUGUAGUUCGAUCAUCUCUAGCUCCUCUGACACGUAGACCUGAGGGACGGUUAUUCGCUCAGCUUCUUGAACAGGUUCGGUUCUAUACAAGGUUUGAGAUCAACGAUCAGACCGGAGAAUCUCUCUCAGAGAAGGAUAUGAUGAGUCUUCACUACCAGAGAAUCGGAGAUCUGCAACGAGCUGUGUUCGUCAAGUAUCCUGAACUAAGGAAACUAUCCCUCGCUACAAUAGCUAGUAUAGAGGACCGUGAUCAGUUGGUAAAAUAUUUCCAGAGGUUAGGACGGGAUACACUCUAUGAUAUCUGUGAGUACCUACACCUGGUCCCACCCAAGGGGAGUGCUGAGGACUCAGAGAAUGAAUAUAGCCAGGAAUUCCUGGCUGAACUAGUUAUAUCCCGACACGAGAAGAGGGAUUCUCAACUACAAGAGUUGAAUGAAAUGCCUCUCUAUCCAACCGAGGAGUUUAUCUGGGACGAAGGUUUAGUACCCGGAGAAUAUUAUCAAGGAGAGAACCCUCUUGCUCUUCCCAAACUUAACCUACAGUUUCUCACCCUACACGACUACCUGCUCCGUAACUUUAAACUGUUCCAGCUUGAAUCAACCUACGAGAUUAGGCAGGAUAUUGAAGAUGUGGUGAGCAGGUUGCGACCCUGGAGAGCUGAGGAUGAUAGUAUCAUAUUUAAUGGUUGGGCAAGGAUGGCUCUACCGCUCCAGGCCUUUACUAUCGUUGAGGUCGCCAAACCUAACAUAGGAGAGCGUCAGCCUAGUAGAGUCAGGGCAGACGUGUCUGUACAUCUAAGUGUGAGAGACCAGAUCAAGUGUGAAUGGGAAAAUCUACGAAGACAUGAUGUGUGCUUUCUGUUGACUAUUCGUCCUCCUCAGACCGCGACGGAUAUUAACUAUUUUGAUAUCCCUGCUUCUGAGUAUCUAGAGACAACUGGGGUCAUGUACGUCCGAGGUUGCGAGAUCGAAGGCAUGCUGGACGAGAACGGGCGAGUCAUUGAAGAGUUUGGAUCCGAGCCGAAACCCAAAUUUAGCUCCGGAGAUCGAACCUUCCGGGUUCGUCUGGAUUGUAAUCAGUACAGAGAGGACAUGGACCAGACCAGCCAGGGGGCAGAGGACGUAUACGCGUCCUUUAAUGUUCUCAUGAGACGUAAGCCAAAGGAGAACAAUUUUAAGGCAGUGCUUGAGACUAUCAGGGAGUUGAUGAACACCACUUGUGUUGUCCCGGACUGGUUGCACGAUAUUAUCCUCGGAUACGGAGACCCUGCCUCUGCUCACUACUCUAAUAUGCCGAACAAUAUUCCUACUCUCAACUUUAACGAUACUUUCAUUGAUUUCCAGCAUUUGAGGGAAUCCUUCCCAAACUACGAGGUUCGUGUCGAGGAAGGAGUUGAGCCGGAGAAGAUCCUUCCUCCCUUCAAGGUAACCUUCCUUGAUGUAGUAGAGAAGAAGAAGCUUGAGUCUGGGAAGAGAGAUGAACCGGGAGAUGAUAAAGUAAGUGUACCCCGUGUACUCACUGUUAAACCAUUCACCCAACAGAACAGAGGACCAUAUCCAAAGAACGUUCCUAAGAAGAAUGCUGUGAGGUUUACUCCGACCCAGGUUGAAGCUAUCCGAGCAGGAACUAAUCCUGGAUUAACCAUGGUUGUAGGACCUCCAGGUACUGGUAAGACUGAUGUUGCAGUCCAGAUUAUCUCAAAUCUCUACCAUAACUUCCCAGAACAGAGAACACUGAUUGUCACACACUCUAACCAGGCGUUGAAUCAGCUGUUUGAGAAGAUUAUUGCUCUUGAUGUCGAUGAGCGUCAUCUUCUUCGUCUUGGACACGGAGAGGAAGCACUAGAGACGGAGAAGGAUUUCUCCAGGUAUGGUAGAGUCAACUACGUGUUAGCGAAGAGGCUGGAGCUGUUGGAGGAGGUGAGCAGGUUGCAGAAGAGUCUGGGCGUAUCUGGAGAUGUAGCAUAUACUUGUGAAACUGCAAGGUAUUUCUACCUGUACCAGGUUCUCUCCAGGUGGGAGGAAUAUCUCUCUAAGGUUAGCGGACCGAACUUCUAUGAGAAGAUUGAGAAGGAGAAACUGGAUGAUCUCUUUCCCUUCCACGUUUUCUUCUCCAACGCCCCGAAACCUCUGUUCCAUGGGAGCAGUUAUAAGGAUUAUUUUGAGUGCGCUAUGUGCUGCUGGAGAUACAUAUCUGAUAUAUUUACACAGUUAGACGAGUUCUGGGCAUUCGAGCUUCUCAGAUCAGGUUUAGACAGAACAAGAUAUCUUUGUGUCAAGGAAGCCAAGAUUAUUGCUAUGACCUGUACCCAUGCUGCUCUCAAGAGACAGGAAUUGGUCCAGCUUGGGUUCAAGUAUGAUAAUAUUCUCAUGGAGGAGUCAGCACAGAUCCUAGAGAUCGAAACCUUUAUCCCUCUCCUGCUGCAAACCCCACAGGACGGGAUGAACCGGUUGAAACGAUGGAUUAUGAUCGGAGACCACCACCAGCUUCCUCCGGUCGUCAAGAACAUGGCAUUUGAAAAGUUUUCGAACAUGGAGCAGUCUCUUUUUACGCGGUUUGUCCGACUGGGUAUUCCAACCAUAGAACUGGACGCUCAGGGUAGGUCUAGACCUAGUAUAUGCUCUCUGUAUAACUGGAGAUACAGAGCCUUAGGCAACCUGCCGCACGUUCUCAACCAUCCUGAUUACAAGGUUGCAAACUCCGGUUUUAGUUUCGACUACCAACUCAUUAAUGUACCAGACUUCAACGGUAUCGGAGAGAGUCAACCCAGUCCGUUCUUUUACCAGAACCUGGCCGAGGCUGAGUAUGUUGUAGCUGUAUACAUGUACAUGAGAUUAAUCGGGUUCCCAGCACACAAGAUCUCAAUCCUCACAACAUAUAACGGACAAAAGGCUUUGAUCCGUGAUGUUUGUGCUGCCCGGUGUGCCAGCAAUCCUAUUAUAGGAAUGCCGCAUAAGAUCGCUACUGUAGAUAAAUAUCAAGGUCAGCAGAACGAUUACAUUCUUCUCUCUUUGGUAAGAACCUACAACGUUGGACAUCUGAGGGAUGUGCGUCGUCUAGUGGUCGCUAUGUCUAGAGCCAGGUUGGGUUUAUACGUGUUUGCCCGUGUCAGUUUAUUCAAGAAUUGUUUCGAGCUUCAACCGGCGUUCAAUAUCCUGAUGAAACGUCCUCUUCAGCUUCAUCUCUGUCCUAACGAACUGUUCCCCUCCAAGAGAAUGGCGAACGUGACUGCUCCGAACCCCGUUAUCGUUUACGACAUGCCAAUGAUGUCCAAGUUCGUCGUGGACUUCUACCAGGACAAGGUUAAGCAGCUGAAGAUGAUCCAGGCGCGAAUGGCCCCGAAGCCCGGCGAAAUAAAACCGGUUCUAAAGACAGGGGCGACCAGGCAGCAUCCAGGGGAUGACGACAGCGACGACGAGGACAAGGUUGUGCUCAAGGAGAUUGAGAACGAGCUGGAGAAGGAGGAUAAGAUGGUUUCCGCGGAGAACAAGGCUGCAGCCGCCCUGGAGAAGGUGUUUGUUGAACCAGAGGAGGGGAUGGAGACGGAGGAGAAGGAUGAGUAGAGAGAGUACCUUGAGUUGACCAAAUAUAGUUUCAUAUUUGCAUUUUUUUUGUAAUCAAUAUAUCUUUAAAUGGUGGUCUUUUUUUUAA